Messenger RNA from Hypomesus transpacificus, 4684 nucleotides. It is a transcript of the gene lrch3, whose product is annotated as leucine-rich repeats and calponin homology (CH) domain containing 3. The record is from RefSeq and is a predicted model, not a curated record. NCBI's taxonomy places the organism in Eukaryota, Metazoa, Chordata, Actinopteri, Osmeriformes, Osmeridae. Bases 66 to 2465 code for a protein of 799 amino acids. The transcript is spliced from 22 exons. Gene Ontology annotation, molecular function: protein binding.
CGUAGAAUCGAUCUGGCUACUCUUCUUGCUUGGAUAGGGAGAAUCGGGUGGGAGUUAGCUGUGUAAUGGCGGCCUCGGUGUUGCUGUCUGUGGAGAACACCGGACCCACUUUUGCGGUCGGUAACUCCGGGGCGGUAGGGGUCCCCGGUAAUGGAGUAGGAUCACCAGGUCCCGCAUCGUGGAAUCGAUCACUGGACAGGGCAUUAGACGAAGCUUCGGCAACUGGUUUCCUCAACCUCAGCGGCAGGAAACUAAAGGAGUUCCCGAGGAGCGCCGCCAACCACGACUUGACAGAUACGAUUCGGGCCGAUCUGUCCCGAAACCGUUUGCCAGAGCUACCCAUGGAGGUGUGCAUGUUUGUGUCGCUGGAGAACCUGAACCUGUAUCAGAAUUGCCUGCGCUCCUUGCCUGAUAGUCUUCUAAACCUUCAGGCCCUCACCUACCUAAACAUUAGUCGGAACCAGUUGUCAACUCUGCCUGAUCCGGUGUGCAGUCUCCCAUUGAAGGUCCUGAUUGCCUGCAACAACAAGCUUGUUUCUCUGCCUGAAGAGCUGGGCCAGCUACGACAACUCACAGAACUGGACGUGAGCUGCAAUGAGAUCCAGACUCUCCCUCCUCAGGUGGGCCAGCUGGAGGCGCUCCGUGACCUCAACAUCCGCCGGAACCACCUGGCCCGCCUUCCCCCAGAGCUGGCAGAGCUGCCUCUGGUUCGUCUGGACUUCUCCUGUAACAAGGUGACGUCCAUCCCUGUGUGUUAUCGCAACCUGAGGCACCUGCAGAGCAUCUUCCUGGACAACAACCCCCUACAGACCCCGCCCGCACAGAUUUGUAUAAAGGGGAAGAUCCAUAUAUUCAAGUAUCUGAAUAUGGAAGCAAGCAAGACCACGCCUGAGCUUCCAGACUAUGACAGGAGACCACUUGCCUUUGGAUCCUGUGUGGAGGAGCUGUACCCUGGGAGGCCGUACGGAGCGCUGGACUCUGGCUUCAACAGCGUGGACAGCGGGGACAAGAGGUGGUCAGGCAAUGAGCCCGCAGAGGAGCUGUCCGACCUGCCGAUGCGCGUGGCGGAGAUCACCAAAGAGCAGAGGCAGCGGCGGGAGAGAGAGAGGGAGGAGCACAGACCCGCCUCCGCCGUCGCCAACGGCACACAUCCUUCUAACACAGCAAGGUCUGGGUCUGUAUGCGUUCCUCUAGUGGAGGCCGAGCUGGAGCAGAUCGACUACAUCGACAGCUGUGCGGGCGAGGAGGAGGACGAGGAGGGGGGGAGGAGGAGCCGGACGUCUGACGUCCUGACCACCCAGUUCAUGGCGUACAUUGAGCGCCGCAUCACCAGAGAGGGCUCACCGGGCAAGUCCAACCCCACCAAAGACGCGAGGGCAGACGAUGCGCGGAGACCAAACUCUCUGUCAAGCAGGAGUGGCCAUGACAGUGGCAUUACAGCCGCCUCUGCUUCUCCUAAUCAGAGGGCUGGCGGGGCUGGGGUUGGCCGGGGCGUGGAGAGGGUGCGGAGGGAAGCCCAGCUGGCCGCCCUACGGUACGAGGAGGAGAGGCAGAAGUCUCGCUCCAUGCAGAGAGAGGCUGUCAUGACCUCUGUCAAGCACAAAGCAACCAGCCCUACCAAGCUGAGUCCUGAGAGUGAGAACACAUACCCCUCCAGACGCUCCACCCAUACCGAUGACUCCGCCCUCUUUGUGAGCGAGUACCAGCCCCUCAUGGUGUUUGAGAUAGACACUGACACCAACACUAUAAAGAGGAGGCCUGGCACUCACAAACAGUCUCUCUCUGGACGGUCCCUAGAUGGGUGUCUGUCCCGCUCUACAGACCCCCCCCUCUCCUGUCAGUUGCAGCUUGGGGAUGAGCGGGCAUCUCUAUCUACCACAGCCAUCCAAUCACCUGCUUACUCUGGCCUCAUUGGCCAACCCACCUGCCGAGGUCCCGGGCAACGACCAGACAGCUUUCUGCUUCGCCUCAGCCAAAAGGAAGAGAAGAGGAGAGGAGCCUCGUCCGCCCCCAGGCCAGAGCCUGAGGAGGUUGCCCCAUCUCAGCCUCCGCCCCAGGGGCUAGUCGGUGAAGACGCUGAGCUAGUGGAGCAACUGCGGAAAAACAUUGAGUCCCGUCUGAAAGUGUCCUUGCCCAGUGACCUGGGAGCAGCGCUGACUGACGGAGUUGUGCUGUGCCAUCUGGCCAAUCAUGUGCGGCCGCGAUCUGUGCCCAGCAUCCAUGUGCCCUCUCCUGCUGUGCCCAAACUUACAAUGGCCAAAUGUCGGCGGAACGUGGAAAACUUCCUGGAGGCGUGUCGCAGGAUCGGGGUUCCUCAGCCUCAGCUGUGUCUCCCCCUCCAUAUCCUGGAGGAACGGGGGCUCCCUCAAGUGGCCGGGACCGUGCGUGCACUUCUGGAGCUGGCACCCCCGAAAAACUCUCCCUCCCCUGCCAUCGCCACAGCCACUACCCCUCUGGCCAUGUAAGGCAGAUUGACACAAUUAUUCACCGAUGGAAAAGACACAGGACCUCCUAACUUCUCCAUGGAUAGCCUCCCAACCUGCCCCAUUUCCAAGAAGGGUGGAAUAAAAAGAGACUACUGCAAAGGCUCUGCAUAUCCCCAUACUUCAAGUGACAUUUCCUUUUACAUUCGACAUUACCCCAGCCAUUAAAGGGGACUCCAAGCCCUGCCUUCCCAAGCACGUCUUCCCCCUAAACCCUGACUGAGACACGGCUGCAAGAGAAAGGAAGAUGACCUUUGCUCUGCUUCAUUAAUCCAUACAGACUGCUUCUGACUAGCAGCCUUGAGGACUGACUGACGGAUGGACAGACAAGGGACUGUCACAAAUGGCUGGAAAAGAAAAGAUCUUUUAAUUCUAAAUAUUAGUCAGUCUUUUUCACUUUUUCCAUAUUUUUUCUCUCUGUGGGUAUUGUUUUAUUAUUAUAAUAUUAUUAUAAUAAUUAUUAUAAUUGCUAUUAUUGCAUAUCAUUUUUAGUAUUAAUUUACCGUCACUUCAGAUCCUUGCAUGUGGGGGAUGGGUGUGUUUGGAGAAUAUAACUGGUUUGUCGCCUGAGUAACACUAGGUUGAGUGCAACUAAAAGUCAAGUGUGCAGGAAUAAUGGUGGUUGCAUCAGUCGUUGCUACUGCCAACUCAUGGAAUUUUAUAACUGAUUUAACCACAUUUUGAAUGUUGGCUAAAUCAAUCAAAAUCUCUGCCGGGGGGGGGGAAGAGUUUUCCAAAAGAUUAUUUUUCUUUUGUUAAAGGAUACAUGUACAAAUAUAUACUGUAUAUAAACUCUGAAAUUACUGUGCAAUGCAACAUGGACACAGGAUUUGAAUGUGUGGAUGCUGUCCCUAAUCGCUGGUCCGGGACAAGUAGUAGAAGAUUAAACUAGCCUGAUGGUUUGUGUUACGGGUGGGGUAGGGAAGACUGAUCCGCGACCAGUGUUUACAGACAACUUCUUCCUUGAGCACCACUCAUUAAGGCUCUUAUUUAGGGCAUAUGGGCAGGUUGAGAGACUGCAUGAUGCCAACCUGCUCCCUUGCAUUUGUUUGUGUUUUUUUAUGAUGAAAUCCUGAAGUAUAGUUAUUCUAAGGUCUAGGGUAAUGACAGCUGUUAGGACCAGGGGCUAAGGUGGACACGAUAGUCAGAUUAUUCAUACACUACCUUGUUUCAACUUGCGUUUUAUUUAACUGCCUCACAUUGGAGUUUUGCAACAAGUAGACUGUGGUGUAGCAGAUAUAGCUAACUGUGGUCUUUUAAGAAUGUUGUAUAUGCACAGGACCCAUUAUUUUUAUACUUGUGGGACGUUUAGCCAUACUUGCAUGAGAAUCAAGGUCCUCUGUUUACUAUUGACAGAGCCUUGAAAUUCAAAUGGUUGAGUAUUUUUCGUAGGUUUGUACUUGCUGUACUCAUAGCUGCACAGAUCAUUCAUUCAGCCAAGCGAGUGUCACAGCCCCAUUCAAAGUCUACCAGACUGGAGGCUUUAAACAGUGUCCCUGCACUGGCCGUCCACACCAUCAUUGGACUUCUCUAAGAAAGGGUUGGAAAUGUGGUUUAAAUAGGCAGACACAAUCUGGAGAUCAAGAAGAGAGACUGGGAGUGUAGGGGGGCUUUUGAACUGAACUGAUGCCAGAGCUGACACUUUUUACAAAUGCAUGGUCCAGGCUGACCAAGGGGAGCAUUGAUUGACAGGGCUCUUAGGACUUUUCUUUUUCAAAAUUCCCAGCCUACAUGGAUAUUAGGCUCUUUAGGGCCGUGCAUCUUAAAUAACAGACAUUUUUUUUAAAAGAGGUAUGUUUUGUACCAUUUUAACUUGCUUUUUGAUAGACCAUGAGUUCUGAAAAGGGAAGUUAAAACUGAUUUAAUUAUAGAUAUAUUAUUAUAAAUGUUUGUAUAGAUAUUUAAGUGUUCUCUCCCAAACUGACUGACAUUUCCCCAACAGUAAUCAUGUGACCCUAUUGCAGGGGUUUGCUGCCCUGCGUGACUUUGUACAGUUAGAGAUACAUUCCAUACGUUUACAAGUAUGAUCUACUUCCCACAUAAACAAGGACCGUUAACAUGGUCUUUUUACAUUUUUACUUUUAAUUUUUACACCGUUUGCUGGAAGAUGUCUCUAAAACAUGCAAAACAAAUUUGAACACAUCUGGAAUGACUAUUUGGAGUUAUCUUUAAAGUGCAUUAAUAAAAGUUUCCAAUUUGAA